This is a messenger RNA of Spodoptera littoralis (African cotton leafworm), 1602 nucleotides long. Lineage: Eukaryota; Metazoa; Arthropoda; Insecta; Lepidoptera; Noctuidae. The record is from the annotation of a GenBank genome assembly.
AUGGACGACACAGAAGCCCAGGUGCAAGCACAUAAGCUUCUUGGGCAGAAGACCCGGGUCCCUCGACCGCCUGACAAUGGACUUACCAGAGCUUUGCGCUCAUGUUGCGUGAUUCCCCAGCGUUACAUACUUGGAGUUAUGGGCUUGCUAGGGGUGUGCAACGCCUACACGAUGCGGGUGUGUCUCAACCUCGCUAUCACACAAAUGGUCAACCGCACGAAGUCGGGCGGAUCACAUUUCGUCGACCCUGAUGCCUGUCCGAGCGAUGAUCUUAUUAACAACGUUACUUCAGUUGUGGUGGAGAAACCAUACGCAAUCUUCGACUGGGAUGAGAAGACACAAGGGCUCAUACUUAGCGGCUUUUACUACGGAUAUGCAGCGACCCAAGUGCCGGGAGGGUACUUAGCCGAGAAGUUUGGGGGCAAAUGGACCCUCGGUGUGGGUCUCCUAAGUACUGCAGUGUUCACGUUCUUAACACCGGUUGUGAUUAGAGCUGGCGGCGCUACAUGGCUGUUUAUACUGCGUAUCUUGCAAGGAAUGGGAGAGGGUCCCACAAUGCCUGCUCUCAUGAUCAUGUUGGCGAGAUGGGUGCCGCCCCACGAGCGUUCGUUCCAAGGAGCGCUGGUAUUCGGAGGAGCUCAAAUCGGCAACAUCUUCGGGUCCUUUAUGUCCGGUAUACUGCUCGCAGAUGGCAGAGAUUGGGCUUACGUGUUCUAUUUCUUCGGAGGCUUCGGAAUCUUAUGGUUUUUGUUAUGGAGUCUCUUCUGCUAUAGCACACCGAAUAGUCAUCCAUACAUCUCCAAAAAGGAGCUGACGUACUUGAACAACAAUGUGACAACGGCUGAGAACAUUAACGCCAAGGACCCGGUGCCAUGGAAGGCUAUCCUCCGAUCUGCUCCAGUAUGGGCUCUAGUUUGGGCAGCUGUUGGCCACGACUGGGGCUAUUACACGAUGGUGACAGAUCUCCCCAAGUACUCCCACGAUGUUCUGAAAUUCAACAUUGCUACCACGGGUACCCUCACUGCCUUACCUUACAUUGCCAUGUGGGUCAGCUCCUUCCUCUUUGGCCUCGUCUGUGACGUCUGCAUCAAGAAGGGAUGGCAUACUAUCAAGACUGGAAGAAUUAUUCACACAACCAUUGCUGCUACCGGUCCAGCUAUCUGCAUUAUCCUGGCGUCUUAUGCUGGCUGCGACAGAACCGCUGCGAUGGUGUACUUUGUCUUGUCUAUGGCCCUCAUGGGAGGCUUCUACAGUGGAAUGAAGGUAAACGCUUUGGAUUUGGCGCCCAACUACGCUGGAACUUUAACGUCACUUGUGAACACGACAUCAACCUUCGCUGGAAUCAUCACUCCAUACCUUAUCGGUUUACUGACACCUGACUCAACGCUAGCACAAUGGCGAGUAGCGUUCUGGGUAUGCUUCGCAGUGCUGGUAGGCACAAACGUAAUCUACUGCAUUUGGGCUGAUGGCAAACAGCAAUGGUGGGAUGACGUCAGACAAUUCGGCUACCCUGAAGGCUGGAAACAUGGCCCAUUAACCAGAGACACCGUUGAACAACCAGAAUCCGUCAGAUUAUCAGACCACAAAGCCAGUUCAUCAUGA